Molecule: messenger RNA, 852 nt
Organism: Pollicipes pollicipes
Lineage: Eukaryota; Metazoa; Arthropoda; Thecostraca; Pollicipedomorpha; Pollicipedidae
Product: retinol dehydrogenase 11-like
Exons: 6
Coding region: 1-852 (283 amino acids)
Source: RefSeq, a predicted model, not a curated record
AUGCCUCACGAGCGCACGCCAGGCUGGGUCGCCGAGCCGCAGCUCGGCUCGUGGGCGGAAGACAUGGGCAAGUUCGUCGAGCAGGACCUGACCAAGAUUGCCGCGGUUUAUUGCCUCGUGGUGAUACUACUGCUGUUCUCCUGGCCGCCGGUCCCGGCCGUGCUGCUCGGCACGGCUCUGCUCGUCCUGCGCCGCUACCUCGCCGGCGGCCGCUACUUCUCGGAGGCGCGACUGGACGGCCGCACGGUGCUGGUGACGGGCGCCAGCGGCGGCAUCGGCCAGGAGACGGCGCGCCAGCUGUACCGCCGCGGCGCCAGGGUCGUCCUGGCCUGCCGCGACGUCAGCAAGGGCCGCGUGGCUGCGAAUGGGAUCAGGUUAGGUCUGCCACCUACCGGUGGGAGCCUCAGUGUGAAGCGUCUGGAUCUGACGUCGCUGAACUCCGUACGGGAAUUCGUCAAGGACUUCAACCACACAGAGCAGAGUCUUGACGUGCUCAUCAACAAUGCUGGUGUAAUGUGGAGGCCAUUUGAGAAGACUGAGGAUGGGUUUGAGCUGGCAUUCCAGGUCAAUCACCUGGCGCCAUUUCUGCUCACCAUUCUUCUUCUGGACAAGCUGAAGGCUGCACCUCAGGGACGAAUCAUCAACGUUUCUUCCAUGGCCAACUACUUCACGAACGGCAUCAACUUCGCCAACCUAAACGGAGAGGAAACGUUCAACAGCUCGUCUCAGUACAGCAACACCAAGCUGAUGAACAUCGCCUUCGCCUCUGAGCUCAGCAGACGCCUGGCGCUCCUCGGAGGACGUGACCGGAUGGGGAGGGGCGCUCAACGACGGGAGGAGAGGAAUACGUGA